AUGGAUGAUUUGUUCAAUUUCGGAAACUAUAUGAUGCGUGAUGAGUCUGGAGAAGCUCUUUCCACCAAUAAGAAAAGGAAAGGUGGUCCAAUUGGAGGACCGAAAGGUAAAAAGUCGCGAUUUGAUAGGAAGAAAAGCCAGAAGAUGAAGCUGAAAUCGAAGGUGAGAAAAUCGCUGGCAAUUCUUAUUCAGCACGCAGUCGUAACUUUCAAAAUGGAUUCUUCGACGAGAUUGAACUAUUCUGUUGAUAGAAAAGCAAUUCUGGCGUUCUCCAAGGCUCCAAGAUGUUGUCUCAUAGUGAAAACGCUAUACGGAGGACUAGCUGAAGCAAUAUGUGAGGAAUUAUUCAGUUAUGGUCGACUUACAUGUUCAGACGUAAUUCGAAAGGUUUCUGCUCGUCUGGAACAACCCUUGGCCGAUCCCGUGAAGAGAAAUUUCUGUCUGUUUAAGUGA
Messenger RNA from Cooperia oncophora, 453 nucleotides. The record is from the annotation of a GenBank genome assembly. NCBI's taxonomy places the organism in Eukaryota, Metazoa, Nematoda, Chromadorea, Rhabditida, Trichostrongylidae.